ACUCAUAACGCGUUUUAAAAAGUUUAAAACAGAAUUCGUUAAAGUUGAGCUCGUCAAGUGUAGUUAUAUUUUUAUCCGAAAAUCGACGACAGAAUCUCAACAGUCCAUUGCACCUUUGUAUUGUACAGAAAUAUUCAUAUAUCUGUAUAGUUAUAAACUCGGGUUCACCUUUGGCUUCGGCCUCGAAUUCAGGAUAAGCAGUCUUCCCAAGCAGAUGAUCCAUGAGUCUGGUGAACUGUCAAGCUGAGAAAAAAGGCGGUCGUUUCGGAAGUAACUCAACGUCGAAUGCCAAGUCAAACACAAAUCUGGGAUCUCCUUCACGCAAACGGACUUUAGUUCAUAAUUUGCCGCAGAAUAAUAAGCCCAAAGAACAAAGUGCAACUAGAAAUGUAACGCAAAAUCUGAGUAAAACUCCAAAAAAGAUGUUCAGAAACCUUCCACGAUCCCAAUCAGAAGACGUGUUGCAAGACAAGACACCAACUAAAAAUGAGAGACUCAAAGUUAACAAGAACGGAUCAAAUCCAAGACUUUCUGGCGAGAAAAUUCCUGUUACUCAUUUUUGUACGCCAAAAAAUGUUUCAAGUACAAAAUCAUGUACCAAUUCUGCACGCAAGCCCAUGAAGCGCUUCCUUAGUGAUAACGUUCUACCUCAAACUCCAGAUUGCUAUAACUCUGUGCAUUUGGAGACUCCAAAAGCUAAGUUUGAAAAUGGAAUUGAAGAGCAAACUGUGUGUGAAGGAGAAAAUAGUAAUUUAAACGUAGGCAUUAGAGUUAGACCCUUAAAUUAUAAGGAGCAAGCUGAACCAAAGAUUACAUCCAUUGUAGAAGUAAAUUGUCAAAACAUAAUCGUAGAUUGUGACACGUCAAAACAUACUUUUAUGUAUGAUCAUUGUUUCUUUUCAAACAAUGAUUCAUCCAAACCUGGACAUGCAAGUCAAGAAACAGUAUUCAACAGCAUUGGUUUGCCACUGGUGCAAAAUGCAUUUGAAGGAUACAAUGUUUGUCUUUUUGCUUACGGCCAGACUGGUUCCGGAAAAAGUUACAGCAUGAUGGGUCCAGAGCCAAGUCAGCCUAAUUCAAUUGAUAUUCAUCCUGAUGCUGGUAUUAUUCCAAGAUUUUGCCAUGAAAUUUUUCAACGAAUAUCGCUAGAUCAUAAAAACAAUAUUACCGUUGAAAUAAGUUACUUUGAGAUUUACAACGAAAAGAUCCAUGAUCUUCUCAUAAGUAAUAAUAACAAUGGCAACAAAAGAGCUCCACUUAAAGUAAGAGAACAUCCUGUCUUUGGUCCUUACAUUGUUGACUUGAGCCAGCACAGUGUUCAAAGCUAUGAGGAUUUAAAGACGUGGUUAAAAGUUGGGAACUCGCAGAGGGCCACAGCAGCAACUGGAAUGAAUGAAAAAAGUUCUAGAUCUCACAGUAUUUUUAGUAUAAUUUUAACACAGACAACGUCUAAAGGAUUAUCAACUAGUAAAAUAGAAGAUGCUGGAAAGCGUAGUAAAAUAAAUUUGGUUGAUCUUGCUGGAAGUGAGAGGUUGAGCAAUACAUGUGCAAGUGGUGACAGAUUAAGGGAAGGUGUGUCGAUAAAUAAAUCGCUUCUCACAUUGGGAAAAGUUAUUGGAUCUCUCGCUGAGAGUACAAAUGACAAAAAACGCAAUUUUGUUCCAUACCGUGAAUCUGUUUUGACGUGGCUUUUAAAGGAGAGUCUCGGCGGAAAUUCUCGCACGGCUAUGCUCGGCACGGUUUCGCCGGCCAACAUACAUCUGGAGGAAACGCUGGCCACGUUGAGAUAUGCCUGCCAAGCCCGUGCGAUCGUCAAUCGCGUGCGAAUCAACGAAGAUCCUCACGAUAGGCUUAUAAGACAAUUGAAGGCGGAAGUUCAGAGGCUUAGGGGUAUGCGGGAUGUAUACGAGAAACAAUUGGGCGUGACGCCACGGAAGUUAUUGGACGCAUAUGAAACCCCGGGCAGUACAGCGGAGGAAAUUUUGAGCAAACAAAAGGAAAUUGACCAACUAAAGGAUCAGCUAAAAAAGAUGGAGGACCAGCUCUUUGUGUCACAAAAAUCUUGGGAGGAAAAACUUCUUGAGGCCCAGGCGAAAAAGGACACGGAGCUUGCGUACCUGCGUCGUUGCGGCGUUGCUGUAGAGUUUGAUUUCCGAGGGGCACCAAAGCAUCCCUGCCUCGUAAACCUUACAGCUGAUCCAAUGUUGUCCGGCACGCUCUUGUAUCUCAUUCCUCCAGGUCACGUACGGGUCGGUAGAGCUCCUAGGUCCAGCACUCCAUCCAAGAAGAAAAUCGAUAUUGUUUUGGACGGCCCAUUAAUUAAACUGCUACAUUGCACAAUCGAAAAUGACCAUGGGAAAUUGAUUUUAUACCCAGAACCGGAUGCAGAAAAUUACCUUAAUGGAGAGAUGGUUCGAGGACGAGUGCAGUUAAAUCACGGUGAUCGACUCUGUAUCGGUGGCAAUCAUUAUUUUAAAAUUUGUAACUCUCAAGGGGAUCAAGAUAGCGCACAAAUGUCUCUCCAACCAAUUGACUUUGAAUUUGCGUAUCAAGAGAUACUACGAAUCCAAGAAGAAAAAUUAAGAGUAGAAUUAGAAGAAUCAAAACAAAAAGCUAAGAAAGAACUUGAGAAUGCUAAACGAGAAGUGGAAAUGCAAUUGGAGCUACAAAAGUCCGCUUACGAAUGUGAAAUAAAGCAGCUGGGGUCGAAUCUCGAGCAGCAAAAAUUGGAAUUAGAAGAGGCAAAUAAAAAGAAAAAAGAACUCGAACGCGAAAAAGAGUUGCUUGCUAGUGAAAUAGAAACUAGCAACAAAAUAAGGAGGCUUGAGAUCGAAGAUUCAGGAAUAAAUAUUUCACCAUACAAAUCAAAUUUUAUUCAAGAGCUCGAAGGAUUGUUAAAUGAAACCACUGCUGACGUUGAGACUGCCUUGUCGGUCAAAACGAGUAUCGAUGCUAUGAAGAUCGGCGGAGUUAGUCCACAUGAAAUUCAAUUAUUAGUUAGAGAAGCCACAGAAACGUGCAGAGAUGUUGGUGUUAACUACGAGUUCCAUCAGCAGCAAAUCGUUGUUGAUAAAUCCUUGCAGCCAGUAAUCCGCGUCCGUGACAGGGAUAACAUGCUGGAGACCCUUUGGCAGCCUAUGCGUUUUCUCGACUGGAUUCGUCAGUUACGAGAUCACGAACUCGAACAUUCAAUCAAAGAAUUACAAGAUGCUGAAGACAAGUGGGAGCCCUUUGAUGACAGCGACAUCAUGCCAGAUUCACUAUGUAGUAGUCGAAUUUCGAUAAAUAUGACACCAGUUAAGAAGCAAUUGAACGAGAGCUUAAGUCAAUUUUCGAUUGAUACGUCUUUUCUUGAUUGUUCUGUAGCCGAUCGAACUAAUGAGUCAGUUUUUUUGAAGCGUCGCGAUGAUAUUCAUCAAUGUUUUAUUCAAAUUGAAAUUGCUUCCAAAACAUUGAAAGGGCUGUGCCAUCAAUACGAGUCAAGAGAAGUAAGUGGAAAAAUCACUCAAGCUUUGGAUCAGGUCAACUCUGUAAUGCAAGAUCUAAAAGAUCUUUUUCGAGAAAAAUCGCCCCCGGAAAAUAGCGUUGCCGAAAUCAUGGCAUCUGAUGUUGGCGAUCCCGAAAAUACAGUAAUUGAAAACUCAGUUAUCGACAAAAGUUCAACACCUUUUGCGGUUGUCAAAAAUUUUUUCGCCAAUUGCAAUACGACGCCUUCCAAAUCUAAUUUAAAACCUGCAUGUCCUUAUUUUAAAAACGAUAACAAUACGAAAUCUGUGAAAUUCGAUGUCGAGUAAUUUUACAAUUAGUAUUUAACGCCAUUUCCGAUUUUGUAACUUGUAUUUAAUUAUAAUUUAUUUUGUAGCAUAUGUUUUGAUAAGUGUUCACCAUGCAAUGUGUUGGUAAAUUAUUAUUUUACGCGUAAAAUUAGUUUGUUUUCAUAAUAAAUCAUUAAUUAAAAUAAGGUUUCCACAGUUUAUUACUGUUGUAAUUGAUAUCACAUUUUAUGUUUAUUCUGUAUGCAUUUUCAAAGAUUUUAAUUUGUAUCAUGGAUAAGUAUUUUCAAUAUAUUUUGUUACUAAUUUCCAAUAAAAAAAAAAAAAAAAAUUUGUAUGAUGGAUGGAUAAGCCAUUUAUUAAUCCAUGAUAUAUUAAUGUUAAAAAAUUGUUUCGUCAACUAGUGUCAUCGUCACUUGACAUUUUACUGUGAAAGAGGCAUGUUUUGAUAAUUUUUUAUCAAAAUUACCAAGCAAGGGCACAAACAUUGAAUAAA
Messenger RNA from Copidosoma floridanum, 4269 nucleotides. It is a transcript of the gene neb, whose product is annotated as kinesin family member nebbish. Gene Ontology annotation, biological process: microtubule-based movement. NCBI's taxonomy places the organism in Eukaryota, Metazoa, Arthropoda, Insecta, Hymenoptera, Encyrtidae. Gene Ontology annotation, molecular function: microtubule motor activity; ATP binding; microtubule binding. The record is from RefSeq and is a predicted model, not a curated record.